GAUAAUCUGGAUAGGGAUCCUGUGUAUCAGUGUCCAUGGCACUCAAUAGUUCUGCAGCUCGGAUCUUAUAGGUCUUCUCAUUAUUUCUGUGUAUUUCGUUUAUCUCCUACAUUUAGCAUAGAAGGGGUGGUAAAUAAUAUGACAUUUGUUAUCCAGUUGUUUUUGUUCCUGUCACAGGAAGUUCAAUGGCUCACUCUGUAUGAGUCUGUCUUCAUUAAGAUCUCUACUCUUUGUACAAAAUACACCAUAGAGCUGACAAUGGACCUGGCAUGGAGUGAGAAGACUAAACGAGUGUUAAACAUCACCUUGGAGAUUGUCUACCUGCUGAUCGGAGUGGAUUAUAUAGAGGUAAAGAAGCAUAUUGAGCAUAUUCCAUACAGUAGAAUCCCCUCCAUGGCAGUAUUCUGCCGGAGCCAGAAACCCAAACAUGUAUCUGCACCUCCCUCGCUGAUCCAUGAGAGAACCAAUGAGCAGAAGAUCCUGGAACUGACCAAUCAGAUCAUUGAGCUGCUGACUGGAGAGGUUCCUAUAUGGGGUGACAAUUUCUUCAUGGAGCAGUGGGACAGUUUAGAAGGACAGACAGACCCAGUUAUUGACAAGUUUACCUCGAAUCACCUGCCUUUGACUUCAGUGGAUUUUUCUGAAUCCAAAAAUUCAUCUGCACUUAUUAAGGAUGAAUUAUCCACAAGUGAAGUAACUCUCCCAGACAUUUCUACACCCACAGAACAUCCACAGACAGAAUAUCCAUCUACUCAAGUUAAAGAGGAAUCGACAUCUGGCAAAGAAAGAAAUCUCACAGACAUUUCUACACCCACAGAACAUCCACAGACAGAACAUCUAUCUACUCAUAUUAAAGAAGAAUUGGCCUCAAGUGACAAAGAUAUCACAGACAUUUCUACUCCCACUGAACAUGCACAGACAGAACACACAUUUAUCCACAUUAAAGAGGAAUCGGUCUCAAGUGAAGAAGAAAAUCACAUGGACACAGACAUGUAUACAGACACAGAACAUACCCAGAUAGACUAUACAUCUAUUCAUAUUAAGGAGGAAUCGGCCUUGGAUGAAGAAGAUCUGACAGACACCGACACUUUUACACCAACAGAACAUCCACAGACAGAAUAUACUUCAAUUCAUAUUAAGGAGGAAUCCGUCUCAUGUGAAGAAGGCAAUCUCACAGACACAGACAUCAAUGUGAUAUAUAACUGUCCUAAGUGCCAAAUAACAUUUAAAAGCCAAACAGAAUUAAUUCAGCAUAGGACAGACCACAAACAAGAAAUCAGUGGCUGCAACGAACAUAAAAAAGAGAAAGUGUACACAUCAGAAAGUUCUGAAACAGAUAAAUGUUUCAGCCAAUCCUCAAGUCGUGAUCCAUCUCAUAAAGUUCACACGGGGGAAAAACCAAUGAUAUGUACUUGUGGGAAAUGUAUUUGCCCAAAUGCAAAGCAUCAAAAAUUGCAACCAAAAGAAAAACCAUAUGGUUGCUCUGAAUGUGGGAAGUUUUUUAGUCGUAAGUCAGAUCUUGUUGUACACCAGAGAAUUCAUACUGGAAAGAUGCCUUAUUUGUGUCUGGAAUGUGGAAAAUGUUUUAACCGCAAGUCUGUUCUUGUUCGUCAUCAAAGAGUCCACACAGGGGAGAAACCGUAUUCCUGCUCUCAAUGUGGAAAAUAUUUUACUCAUAAGUCAGGUCUUGUUAAACAUCAGCGGAUUCACACAGGAGAGAAACCCUAUUCCUGUCCUUAUUGUGGCAAGUGUUUUACCCAGAACUCUCACUUUAUUACACACAAGAGAAUCCACACUGGAGAAAAACUGUAUUCUUGUUCUGAAUGCGGGGAGCGUUUUAGACGCCGGACCCAGCUAAGUAAACAUGUGAGAAUUCACAACAAAAUAUAGCAUUUCACGAAUACUUAGAAAAACUAACUCCCAUUCACAGUUAGAUAUCCAGCUAAAUAAUAACAUAUUCUGGACAUCCGUCAUGAUUGCCUUUUAUUUCUGGAGCUGUGGGGUUAAGACUUUUAUCCAAGCUUCUAUUAAAGUGCACCUCUCUCUUUAUAGAUAAAACGACCCCAACAUUAUGUUGGCAUUACUAUGAAAUUUCAGUGCAGUCAAAGAGUAAAUGUUAGAAAAAUACGGACUUCAGCUAAUGUACAACUAUGGUAAAAGAAAACAUGGGGAAAAAAAUCUGAAUAUUGAUGAUUUUCCAGGUGCUUUGCCUUUUCCUGUUAGCUACCGUGAUUGAUGGCUGAUGGAUAAAAGACAUUGUCUUAGACAUUGCCGAAUGGAUUCUUAUGCAAUCUGCAUACCUAAUUAAAUAAAGAUGGCAGUGCCAAUGGAGAAGGGUUCAUUUAGGAGGCUCCCCCGUCCAUUUUACCGCCUGGCACCAUUCUGUGGACGUGUUACCUGGGGAAGUCUUUGUAAAAAUGGCAAGAGCUCCACUAAUGACAGGUUCACUUAAAGAGCAGGGAAAGCAACAGGUUGGUGGAUCUAGGAAAGGUAAGUACUAAAGUCUUUACCGUGGUUGGCUGAGUGGUCUAAAACUGAUAUUCUGCUAGGGUAUCAUGUAGUACCAGAACAAUGUAAUAAAUACUUUCACUUUACCAGGGCUGUGCAAAUUCAAUAAAGAGGCAAUCGUAAAAUUAAAGUUUGUUUUAUA
Molecule: messenger RNA, 2650 nt
Organism: Pelobates fuscus (common spadefoot toad)
Lineage: Eukaryota; Metazoa; Chordata; Amphibia; Anura; Pelobatidae
Product: oocyte zinc finger protein XlCOF8.4-like
Exons: 4
Coding region: 139-1890 (583 amino acids)
Biological process (GO): regulation of transcription by RNA polymerase II
Molecular function (GO): RNA polymerase II cis-regulatory region sequence-specific DNA binding; DNA-binding transcription factor activity, RNA polymerase II-specific
Source: RefSeq, a predicted model, not a curated record